This is a messenger RNA of Salvia miltiorrhiza (redroot sage), 1976 nucleotides long. Its product is annotated as aspartic proteinase 36-like. Gene Ontology annotation, molecular function: aspartic-type endopeptidase activity. Lineage: Eukaryota; Viridiplantae; Streptophyta; Magnoliopsida; Lamiales; Lamiaceae. The transcript has 10 exons. Gene Ontology annotation, biological process: proteolysis. Bases 240 to 1697 code for a protein of 485 amino acids. The record is from RefSeq and is a predicted model, not a curated record.
UGAAAGCCUGCCCAACACUAUCAUCAUAUUCGUAUCAAAUUCGAGUAUCGAGUUCAGAUUCUAACAAGCCUUUUUGAUCUGUAUUACAGAAUCGGACAUUUCAAAGUUUGAACAAAGUUAAUUACGAGACAAAAAUACCCCCAAAUAAUAUUUAAAAAUAAAUAAAUAAUACGACAAUCAUCACUAGACGAACGACUUCUGCAGCAGAAACCCAGAACAGAAGGUGAGAAACACAGAAAAUGGCGCCGCGCUUCCGCUCUCUACUGCUCCUCCUUCUCCCGCCGCUCCUCAAUUUUCUCUCUCUCAAUCCAGUCUGCGGAAGCGGCGGCGGCGCCACCGGAGUCAUCAAAGUGAAUUACAAAUUCGCCGGCUCCGACGCCAGUCUCAGCACCCUCAGAGCUCACGAUGAUAUCCGCCACCUCUCCAUUCUCGCCGGCGUCGACCUGCCCCUCGGUGGAACCGGUCGUCCUGACGCGUCCGGGCUCUACUAUGCUAAAAUAGGCAUUGGAACACCGUCAAAAGAUUAUUAUGUGCAGGUUGACACUGGAACUGAUAUAACUUGGGUUAACUGCAUUCAGUGCCAUCAAUGCCCCCGACGAGGCUACCAUGGUAUAGAACUUCCACUCUACAAUCCAAAAGAUUCUCUUACUGGAAAACUAGUGUCAUGUGAUCAAGAUUUUUGUAAAGAGAUUGGUGGAGGCUUAUCAGGUUGCAAUGCUAAUUCAUCAUGCUUGUAUACUGAGGUUUAUGGAGAUGGGAGCUAUACCAUAGGAUACUUUGUUGAGGAUGUUGUCCAGUAUGAUCGAAUCUCUGGAGAUUUGCAAACAAAAUCGGCAAAUGGAAGUGUUAUUUUUGGAUGUGGUGCCCAACAAUCUGGAGAUCUGGGGCCAUCGGAUGAUGCACUUAAUGGAAUACUGGGUUUUGGAAAAUCUAACUCAUCGAUGCUCUCACAGCUAGCUUCGUCUGGAAGAGUGAAAAAGAUGUUUGCUCAUUGCUUAGAUGGUGUGAAUGGUGGAGGUAUCUUUGCUAUUGGGCAUGUGGUUCAACCACAAGUAAAUACGACACCCCUGGUGUCAAACCAGCCACAUUACAAUGUCAAUAUGACUGGAAUCCAAGUGGGUCAUGAUUUCCUGAAUCUGACUACAGAUAUCUAUAUGGCAGACAAGAGGGGAGCAAUAAUUGACAGUGGUACCACAUUAGCAUAUCUGCCACAAGUGAUUUAUGAACCACUAGUGAAAAAGAUACUCUCCUGGCAGAUGGAUCUGAAAUUGCAAUUGCUUCACGAUCAAUACACUUGCUUCGAUUUUUCUGGCAGUGUUGAUGAUGGAUUUCCAACUGUGACCCUCCAUUUUCAAAAUUCACUUACGUUGAUGGUUUAUCCCCAUGAGUAUCUGUUCCCAUUUGAAGACUUGAUGUGCAUUGGUUGGCAAAACAGUGGCUUGGAGUCCCAGGAUAAAAAGAACAUUACACUUUUAGGAGAUCUGGUUCUUGCCAACAAGCUGGUCCUUUAUGAUCUAGAAAAGCAAGCAAUUGGAUGGACUGAGUAUAACUGCUCCUCGAGUAUCCAAAUAAAGGAUGAAAUCACUGGUUCAGUACAUCUCGUGGGAGCUCACUUUCUGUCUCGUGGUUGCAAAUUCAGCCCUCGUGUUGUAUUUCUCUUACUGAUGAUCGCUCUUUUGCAUGGUUUGAUACAAUGACUACUUCCAUUGACCGAAAACAGCUCAGUAUAGGAAACACUUAAUAGUGGAAGAGAUUAUUGGAGUAAAUGACCACAAAACUUCAGCCUAAAAUGUGCAUAAUAAUCUCAGAAAUUGGCUAAGCUUACAGUAAUAUUACAACAGUGAAUUGUAGCUCAUUGCUAGAAUACGAUUUUACGUUUUUGUAGGCAUUACAUUACAUGGUGUAAAUAGUUAUUUGUACAGAUGAGCUUAAGGUGGUUAUAAUAUAUGCAUCCUAUAUCAUAUUGAUAUGUAAAA